AUGGCGACGCCUUUAGUUCUAAGCCCACUGCUUCUAAUGGGAAUGGAAUAUCGAUGUGUUUUUUGUAUUUUAUUAAUAAGUAUUUAUUGGAUUGCUGAAGUUGUACCAAUUGGCGUAUCAUCGCUUCUGCCUCUUCUACUCUUUCCCAUAUUGGGCAUUGUUUCAGCUAAGGAUAUAGCUGAAAACUAUUUUAAGGAUUCGAUAGUGUUGUUCAUGUGCACUCUUGUAUUAGCCAUAUCUGUUGAAGAAACAGGACUUCAUCGUCGAAUAGCUUUGAAGCUACUGACAUCCGUGGGUUCCAGAAAGCAAACGAUGUUACUAGGUUAUAUGUCAACAGCUGCUUUCAUAUCAUUUUUCGUUUCUGAUACAGCAGCAACAGCUUUGAUGUUGCCUAUAGCUGUAGCCAUUGUCACAACAAUCUCACGAGUCACUGAUACAGCCAAAUCAACAGUUCACAGAACUAUUGAUCAUGUCGAAGGCUCAAACAACAACAGUGACAACAAGGAGGCUUCAAACAUUGAUGAAAAAGAAUUUUGUGAUUUGGUUGAAGAGAUGAACGAAGAAAACAGAGGAUUUGCCAAAGCGAUAGUGUUAGCUGCUUCUCAUGGAUCUCUUAUUGGAGGAACGGCCAUUAUAACUUCAACAGGUCCAAAUCUUGUUUUCCGUGAACAGCUACAGACCUUUUACCCUCAUGAUGAAGUAUCUGUAUCAUACUUACAGUGGAUGACAUUUGCAAUGCCACCUAUGUUCCUUUACCUUUUAGCUUCAUUCUUAGUAUUAUCUAUUUUCUUCUUAGGACCUUCUAGUUUAAUUAAAUGGUUCAAAAAGCGAACUGAUGAGGAAAAGCAUGUCUCAGCAGUUAUAUCGAAGAACUUGAGCACUGCCUAUCAUGAUUUAGGAAAAAUAUCAUUUGCUGAAGUUUCGGUAAUGGCUUGGUUUACUGUGCUCUUCUUACUUUGGGUAUUCCGUAAGCCUGGUUUCAUGGCUGGUUGGGGAAACCUUUUCCCCGAUAAUGGGGCUAUGCUUACUGAUUCCACUUGUGGAAUUCUUAUUGUCUUCAUGCUGUUUGUAUGGCCACGAGAAAAUCCCUUUGACGCUGAAGCUGAAUACGAACCAAUUCUCAAUUGGAAAAUAAUGAAAAUGAAAUACAGUUGGUCAUGCCAGUUACUGAUUGCUGCCGGUUAUGCCAUAUCGGAAGGAGUACAAAAAUCGGGAUUAUCGAUUCUCAUUUCAUGUACCAUGAAAGGAAUUUUCCAAAACUUACAACAUGUUUGGUUGCAACUUGCUGUCACCUCGUCUAUCUGUUUCAUGACAGAGUUCGCAAGUAACGUAUCAACAGGAAGUAUAUUUAUACCUAUCGUCAUAUCAGUGGCUGAAUCAUUCCAUAUGAACCCAUUGUACUUAGCAUUGCCUACAGCUGUAGCAUGUUCAUUCGCAUUCAUGCUUCCUAUGGCAACACCUCCUAAUGCCAUUGUGUAUGAUACAAAGAUUGUGUCAAUGUUUGAUAUGAUUUGUACCGGUUUCUGUUUGAAUCUUAUGUGUAUAGCUAUAACGGUAUUCAACAUGAACACAUACACGUUCUGGCUCUUCGAUAUGUCUCAUGUACCUCAUGUGCCAUCACGUCAGAAUGUAACACUUGCUUGUUAA
Molecule: messenger RNA, 1647 nt
Organism: Auanema sp. JU1783
Lineage: Eukaryota; Metazoa; Nematoda; Chromadorea; Rhabditida; Rhabditidae
Source: the annotation of a GenBank genome assembly